AUCAUAUAUAUAUAUAUAUUAAAAUAUGUAUAUUAUAUCGAUCUGAUUCGUCUAUAAAUAUUCGGACAUUUGAUGCAGAGGAUAUACAUUGCCCCUUUUGUAUUCAGAAACAUGAAGUCUUCUUUGUUCUUCUUUCUGCCAUUUUUGUGCCUUGCCCUGGUCGAUGCAAGAAAAGCUCCGGGCGAGUACCGGCAUAACGUCGCGAAGGAUGAGCCCGUGCCCCUUAUCGGGAAAUCAUCUCAUCAUCAUAUCCACGGCGACUUCCACCACCGCGCCUUGCCGGAUAGUCUCAAAUCAGAAGAGGGCUGCGGGACAAAUUUUGAGCCGAGGCCUAAUGUGUCUGCUUAUGGCGAAAAUGUUGAACCUGAAGAAAAAAAGAAGUCGCAAGUGAAAAGUGACUUUGAGCCGAGGCCUAAUGUGUCUUCGUAUGGUGAAGAUGUGGAGAUUAAAAAAGAGAAGUCGCAAGUGAAAAGUGACUUCGAGCCGAGGCCUAAUGUAUCUGCGUAUGGAGAAGAUGUGGAGAUUAAAAAAGAUGAGAAGUCGCAAGUGAAAGGUGAUUUCGAGCCGAGGCCUAAUGUAUCUGCGUAUGGAGAAGAUGCGGAGAUUAAAAAAGAAGAAAAAUCGCAAAUGAAAGGUGACUUCGAGCCGAGGCCUAAUGUAUCUGCGUAUGGAGAAGAUGUGGAGAUUAAAAAAGAGGAAAAGUCGCAAGUGAAUGGUGAUUUCGAGCCGAGGCCUAAUGUGUCUGCGUAUGGCGACGAUGUAGAGUCUGAAAAAAAGGAGAAGUCGCAAGUGAAAAGCGACUUUGAGCCGAGGCCUAAUGUGUCUGCGUAUGGCGAAGAUGUGGAUACUAAAAAAGAGGAGAAGUCGCAAGUUAAAGGCGACUUCGAGCCGAGGCCUAAUGUAUCUGUUUAUGAUGAGUAGGGAGGGACGUUGAGGUACAGAUCGAAGAGGUUGCACUAAUAUGAAUGUUUCCAUUAAUGCAUUAUUGUCUGUGUCGUGUAUUGUCUUAAUUUGAAGAUGUGUUUGUGUUACAUAUCCAAUAAUUGUUAGUGAACAUGGAAAUGGUUGCAUUUCCAAUUUCCAUGCAUGGCUCAUGUAUUAAUAAAUUUGUACUUUGGAAGUUAGCCAGGUUGGGAUGUUAUGUAAUGUUAGAUGAUAUACAUUUCCUUCUCGAGGGUUUGUUUA
Messenger RNA from Andrographis paniculata, 1185 nucleotides. RefSeq names its product organ-specific protein S2-like. The coding region runs from base 73 to 921 and encodes 282 amino acids. The transcript is spliced from 2 exons. The record is from RefSeq and is a predicted model, not a curated record. Lineage: Eukaryota; Viridiplantae; Streptophyta; Magnoliopsida; Lamiales; Acanthaceae.